This is a messenger RNA of Spodoptera exigua (beet armyworm), 1003 nucleotides long. Lineage: Eukaryota; Metazoa; Arthropoda; Insecta; Lepidoptera; Noctuidae. The record is from the annotation of a GenBank genome assembly.
GUUUGUAGCAAAAUAUUUACAAGAAUGGAUGAAUGAUCAUUUCACUGGUAUAAGAACAGUCUUUAUCAGAAUAUAUUAUUGUGAAAGCUAUGAACAUGAGGACUAGACAAGUUUGGCAGAGUGCGCGGCGGCGUUGCGGCCGGUGUUCGCGCCGUCACGUGUAGCUGAGGCAGGUAUCACGCUGCUUCACGUAGAAGUGGUACCGGUAACAUCUGUGACAUGUCUUGAUACCACAGCGGUAGCUUAACCCUCCUUGAGGCUUGCCCUUGCAGUACUUCAGGCCACAUGGGUACCAGUUCACACACACCUCCAUGUGACAAAUGCACUCUUUAGACCGGUCAGUCUCUGUGACACAUGCGCCAACUGCCAACUUUCCAUCUGUCGUAUCAGACGAGAGCGCGUGCGGCGGGAAUGGAGUCACAACUGUGGCAUACGAGGACUGGUCUAACCCUGGGCGAGGCGCCCAGCGCGCGAGGUCAGCAGCCCGAAGGUACACGCGGUCUCUAGCGGCGGCGCAGUGCCGGGCCGCUGGAGCAGACAGCAGGCGCAGGGCGCGCCCGGCCCAGGCACUAGCCGUGGUCUGCCUCCAACCCUUAUCUUCCUCUGCUACUCGAAUUGUGCCUGGGUUUUUCUGUCUCAACUUGGCCAUUGCAUCUGGAGCUAUGAAGUCGGCCUGAGCAGCAUGAGUCAGGAAGCAAAGUGUCUGAUGCCCAGUUUGUCCUAGUUCUUCUUCACCAGGAAUUAUAAGCUUCAUAGCCUCUACUUCAUUAGUGAAGUCAACCAGCUGUGACACGAACACGCCGUCCAGACGCAUAAACUCCAGGGUGAUGGUAUCUUCCGAUACAUUCGCAGUUAUGUUCUCCUGCAUAACGUCGCCACCCUGGUUUCUAACAUUAAUAAGGAGUUGCAAAUUAGAUGGUUUUACUGCUAAAUAUAAUAACAUUAGUUUUAAAAAUAAAAACUUCAUCUUAGUUUUUGCAAGAUCCAACUCCACUGAUUUGUU